UCCCUCCCUGUGGCCGGCGGCAGCAGCAGCAGCAGGACACCCAGGAAAAUGGCUUCGUUGGCCCGGUCUCUCCGCCUCGCUGGCCGCGUCAGGGCCUCCACAGUGCUGGCCAUCGUGCCCCGGGCAGCCACAGUAGGGUGCCUCCACAGCCUCAGCGUGCGGGACCACAGUGCCACCAGCAGAGUGCCGGGGCCGGCGCUGAAGACACCUUGGGUCAGCAGUGUGCGUGACUACUCUGGCAAGGCUCCCCUCACCCUCGACCUCAUCCAGCAGAGAGUCUUGCUUGUGUUGAAGCUUUACGACAAGAUCAACCCAGAGAAGCUGUCGGUGGAGUCACACUUCAUGCAGGAUCUUGGACUGGACUCCUUAGACCACGUGGAGGUCAUCAUGGCCAUGGAGGAUGAAUUUGGUUUUGAGAUCCCUGAUGCUGAUGCUGAGAAGCUGCUCCGGCCAGCUGACAUCAUCCGGUAUGUGGCUGACAAGGAGGACAUUUAUGACUGAAAAGACAGCACAGCACGGGGACAGGGCAAGAAGGAGAGAAAAGAAUGAUGAGAGGUCACCUGCCAGCCGGCCAUCACCUGUACCACACACACAGUCACACCCACACCCACACACAUACACAUGCAAGCAGCUUCUUUCCCUCACAAACAUUGUUGUUGAGUUGAGACACAUUAGCAAGGGAGCAAGCACCAGGGGCCUCCUUACUUGCCAGACGUAUAGCCGUGGGAAAGGCAGGAGUGUUGUGGCAGUGUUGUAAAUACUUUGUGAAUGUGGAAAGGAAGAGAGGAAGGGCUGCCUUUGCCACACGGUUGGUGCAUCUGUUUGCAAAAUUCAUCACCACACUUGAUUUUACUCCUCCAAGCUUCUUGUAUUCUAAAUUAUUGGUGGUGUAGGUUUGGUGGUUAUUUUUUUCACCCAAGACCUCAUUUUUUUUAUUUAUAACUGUAUUUAAUAGUUAAUAUGUACAGAUGCCUAAUAAAAUAUAAAAUACUGAA
Molecule: messenger RNA, 995 nt
Organism: Eriocheir sinensis (Chinese mitten crab)
Lineage: Eukaryota; Metazoa; Arthropoda; Malacostraca; Decapoda; Varunidae
Gene: ND-ACP
Product: acyl carrier protein, mitochondrial-like
Exons: 4
Coding region: 49-501 (150 amino acids)
Biological process (GO): fatty acid biosynthetic process
Cellular component (GO): mitochondrion
Molecular function (GO): acyl binding; acyl carrier activity
Source: RefSeq, a predicted model, not a curated record